Molecule: messenger RNA, 576 nt
Organism: Acanthoscelides obtectus
Lineage: Eukaryota; Metazoa; Arthropoda; Insecta; Coleoptera; Chrysomelidae
Source: the annotation of a GenBank genome assembly
AUGGCUGUCGUAGUACCUACCGCCAGCGCCGGUGUUCCACAGAACGUGUUCGCCGUCUGGAAGCGGGAGGUCUCCGUGGUGGACGUCUUCUCCGAGGAGGUGGUCUUGUCCAGGGAGUCUGGGUACGCCAGGUCAGGCUCGCUACUAUACGAACAGAGAUUCCAUGGAAACGGAGUAUCGGCCUUUGCGCAGACGAGUUCGAGAGUCUGGAAAGGACAGAGACAAUAUGAAAUAUUGUAUCCAAUAGAUUGCUUCGAUAUUUUUCGAAAAAGGAUUUUCGCUGAAAUAGUCAUCUACAGAACUUUAGAAUACAAUACCCAAGAUUUAAUAAUUUGGGCCCUAUAUCAAGAUGCAGAUUCCUGGAAACACAAGAGUAAGGAGAUGGAUUAUUUAAAAGCCUCAAAAGGAUUCGGAAUGAUACCUUCCCCCUUCAGUUCAAGUUCAGAAUGCAGCGGAAGCCUUAAGUUGGAUGAUUCAUCUUCAGACGAAAGCAACAUGAACGCGAUGCUGAAUUUAAACUCGAAGUUCAGAUACGCUAGUGCUUGGAGUAAAACAGACAUCUACACCGCCCGCUAG